This is a messenger RNA of Tachyglossus aculeatus (Australian echidna), 4833 nucleotides long. It is a transcript of the gene ZNF521, whose product is annotated as zinc finger protein 521. NCBI's taxonomy places the organism in Eukaryota, Metazoa, Chordata, Mammalia, Monotremata, Tachyglossidae. Gene Ontology annotation, molecular function: DNA-binding transcription factor activity, RNA polymerase II-specific; RNA polymerase II transcription regulatory region sequence-specific DNA binding. The transcript is spliced from 8 exons. The record is from RefSeq and is a predicted model, not a curated record. Bases 113 to 4051 code for a protein of 1312 amino acids. Gene Ontology annotation, biological process: regulation of transcription by RNA polymerase II. Gene Ontology annotation, cellular component: nucleus.
UGCGGGUUAGGGGCCCCCUCUGGAGCCAUCCUGAUGGCUUUGGGGGCUAUGCUUCCAUUUUCCAUUAUUAUGUGGACUACCGGAGCGACAGCGCAGUCCAAGACCUUGCAGGAUGUCUCGCCGCAAGCAAGCGAAACCGAGAUCCCUCAAAGAUCCCAACUGUAAACUAGAAGACAAGGCUGAAGAUGGAGAGGCACUAGAUUGUAAGAAAAGGCCGGAAGACAGCGAGGAGUUAGAAGAAGAAGCCGUGCACAGCUGUGACAGUUGUCUCCAGGUGUUUGAGUCACUGAGCGAUAUCACAGAACACAAGAUUAAUCAAUGUCAACUGACAGAUGGAGUGGACGUGGAAGACGACCCCAGUUGCUCCUGGCCGGCGUCCUCCCCCUCCAGCAAGGACCAGACGUCGCCCAGCCACGGGGAAGGCUGUGACUUCGGCGAGGAGGAAGGGGGCCCCGGCCUGCCGUACCCGUGCCAGUUCUGCGACAAGUCCUUCAGCCGCCUCAGCUACCUGAAGCACCACGAGCAGAGCCACAGCGACAAGCUGCCCUUCAAGUGCACCUACUGCAGCCGGCUGUUCAAGCACAAGCGGAGCCGGGACCGCCACAUCAAGCUGCACACGGGGGACAAGAAGUACCACUGCAGCGAGUGCGACGCGGCCUUCUCCCGGAGUGACCACCUGAAGAUCCACCUGAAGACCCACACGUCCAACAAGCCCUACAAGUGCGUCAUUUGCCGGCGGGGCUUCCUGUCGUCCAGCUCCCUUCACGGGCACAUGCAGGUGCACGAGCGGAACAAGGACGGCUCCCAGCCGGGCUCGCGGCUGGAUGACUGGAAGAUGAAGGACACGCAGAAGUGCAGCCAGUGCGAGGAGGGCUUCGACUUCCCCGAGGACCUCCAGAAGCACAUCGGCGAGUGCCACCCGGAGUGCUCGCCCAACGAGGACCGGGCGGCCCUGCAGUGCGUCUACUGCCCGGAGCUGUUCGGCGAGGAGACCUCGCUUCUCAGCCACGUGGACCAGGCGCACGGUGGCGAGAAGAAGAACGCCUGUAGUGUCUGCUCGGAGAGCUUCCGCACAGUGGAGGAGCUGUACGGCCACAUGGACGGCCACCCGCAGCCCGAGUCCUGCACGCACAGCAACAGCCCCUCCCUGGUCACGGUGGGCUACACCUCGGUGUCCAGCACCACCCCGGACUCCAACCUCUCGGUGGACAGCUCCACCAUGGCGGAGGCGGCCCCGCCACUCCCCAAGAGCCGCGGUAGGAAGCGGGCGGCCCAGGCAGCCCCGGACCUGGGCGGCCCGGCCGGCAAACAGGGCAAGGUGACCUACAGCUGCGUCUACUGCAGCAAGCAGCUCUUCUCCAGUCUGGCGGUGCUGCAGAUCCACCUGAAGACGCUGCACCUGGACAAACCCGAGCAGGCCCACAUCUGCCAGUAUUGCCUGGAGGUCCUGCCCUCCCUGUACAACCUCAACGAGCACCUGAAGCAGGUCCACGAGCCGCAGGACGCGGCCCUGAUGGUCUCGGCCCUGCCGGCCGCCGUCUACCAGUGCAACUUCUGCUCCGAGGUCUUCAACGACCUCAACGCCCUGCAGGAGCACAUCCGCUGCUCCCACGGGUUCGCCAACCCGGCCGCCAAGGACAGCAACGCCUUCUUCUGCCCGCACUGCUACAUGGGCUUCCUGACUGACUCCUCCCUGGAGGAGCACAUCCGGCAGGUCCACUGCGACCUGAGCGGCUCCCGCUUCGGCUCGCCGGGCCUGGGCACGCCCAAGGACCCCGUGGUCGAGGUCUACUCCUGCUCCUACUGCACCAACUCGCCCAUCUUCAACAGCGUCCUCAAGCUCAACAAGCACGUCAAGGAGAACCACAAGAACAUCCCCCUGGCGCUCAACUACCUCCACAAUGGGAAGAAGUCGCGGGCACUGAGCCCGCUGUCCCCCGUCACCGUGGAGCCAGCGUCGCUGAAGAUGCUGCAGGCAGUGGGCGGGGCGGCCCCCCGCCCGGCCGCGGAGUACGUCUGCAACCAGUGCGGGGCCAAGUACGCCGGGCUGGACGGCUUCCAGACCCACCUGAAGACGCACCUGGACACCGUGCUGCCCAAGCUCACCUGCCCGCAGUGCAACAAGGAGUUCCCCAACCAGGAAUCCCUGCUGAAGCACGUCACCAUCCACUUCAUGAUCACCUCCACUUACUACAUCUGCGAGAGCUGCGACAAGCAGUUCACCUCCGUGGACGACCUGCAGAAGCACCUGCUCGACAUGCACACCUUCGUCUUCUUCCGCUGCACCCUGUGCCAGGAGGUCUUCGACUCCAAGGUCUCCAUCCAGCUCCACCUGGCCGUGAAGCACAGCAACGAGAAGAAGGUCUACCGCUGCACGUCGUGCAACUGGGACUUCCGCACCGAGACCGACCUGCAGCUCCACGUCAGGCACAACCACCUGGAGAACCAGGGCAAGGUGCACAAGUGCAUCUUCUGCGGCGAGGCCUUCGGCACCGAGGUGGAGCUCCAGUGCCACAUCACCACGCACAGCAAGAAGUACAACUGCAAGUUCUGCAGCAAGGCCUUCCACGCCAUCAUCCUCCUGGAGAAGCACCUGCGCGAGAAGCACUGCAUCUUCGAGAGCAAGGCUCCCAACUGCGGGGCCAACGGCGCCCCGGAGCAGGCCCAGAAGGAGGAGGCCGAGCUGCAGACCCUGCUGACCAACAGCCAGGAGUCGCACAACAGCCACGACGGCAGCGAGGAGGACGUGGACGCCUCGGAGCCCAUGUACGGCUGCGACAUCUGCGGGGCCGCCUACACCAUGGAGACCCUCCUGCAGAACCACCAGCUCCGCGACCACAACAUCCGGCCCGGCGAGAGCGCCAUCGUCAAGAAGAAGGCCGAGCUCAUCAAGGGCAACUACAAGUGCAACGUCUGCUCGCGGACCUUCUUCUCCGAGAACGGCCUGCGCGAGCACAUGCAGACCCACCUGGGCCCCGUGAAGCAUUACAUGUGCCCCAUCUGCGGCGAGCGCUUCCCCUCCCUGCUCACGCUCACCGAGCACAAGGUCACCCACAGCAAGAGCCUGGAUACUGGCAACUGCCGCAUCUGCAAGAUGCCCCUGCAGAGCGAGGAGGAGUUCCUUGAGCACUGCCAGAUGCACCCGGACCUGAGGAACUCUCUGACCGGCUUCCGCUGCGUCGUCUGCAUGCAGACCGUCACCUCCACCCUGGAGCUGAAGAUCCAUGGCACCUUCCACAUGCAGAAGACUGGCAACGGCUCGGCCUUGCCCUCCGCCGGCCGGGCCCAGCACCUCCAGAAACUCUACAAAUGCGCCUCAUGCCUGAAGGAGUUCCGCUCCAAGCAGGACCUGGUCAAGCUGGACAUCAACGGCCUGCCCUACGGCCUCUGCGCCGGCUGCGUCAACCUCAGCAAGGGCGGCAGCCCGGGCCUCCCACUCCCCUCGGGCAGCGGCCGGCCAGGUGGGGGCCCGGCCGAGAACUCCGCCGCUGCCCUAGAGGGCAAGGGCAAGCCGGGGGCGCUGAAGACGCGCUGCUCCAGCUGCAACGUCAAGUUCGAGUCGGAGGGCGAACUCCAAAAUCACGUCCAGGCCGUCCACAGGGACCUCCUUCAGGAGGGCAACGGCGCGCAGCUGAAAACUCCACAGGUCUCGCCCAUGCCCAGAAUCAGUCCUUCCCAGUCGGAUGAGAAGAAGACCUACCAGUGCAUCAAGUGUCAGAUGGUUUUCUACAAUGAAUGGGAUAUUCAGGUUCAUGUUGCGAAUCACAUGAUUGAUGAAGGACUGAACCACGAAUGCAAACUCUGCAAUCAAACCUUCGACUCUCCCGCCAAACUUCAGUGCCACCUGAUAGAGCAUAGCUUUGAAGGCAUGGGCGGCACCUUUAAGUGUCCUGUCUGCUUUACAGUGUUUGUUCAGGCAAACAAGUUGCAGCAACAUAUUUUCUCUGCCCAUGGACAGGAAGACAAAAUCUAUGACUGCACGCAAUGCCCACAGAAGUUCUUCUUCCAAACGGAGCUGCAGAAUCAUACGAUGACCCAACACAGCAGUUAGUGUAAGGCCCAUCUCUUGAGGAGAACUCUUUGCGGCACAAAAAGGGAACAUGUUUUACUCUUUGCACGAAACUUUCAUUGUUAAUGUAUAUUAUUCCGAAACAUUGUAUUGUACCAUAAAACUUGUAUUAUCAAAACUGUUGGAUGUUCAUGUGUUUGAACUUUUGAGCACCGGAUAGACUUCCUGUAUAUAAAGUGUUGCACAUGUAUUAUGUUGUCUGAUACUAAAAUGGUCUUAUAAAGACAGGUGGACUUGGGCCCUAUUCAAGCAAGAUUUUUAAAUGUGAGGAAAAGGCUUAAGUAAAAGCAUCAUUUUUCAAGGAAGAGGGAUUUAAAAACAGCGACGUCACUCGGAACAACUCCAUUUGGCCUUCCUUUUACUUGCCACUUAAGUCUAGAAUCUCUCUUUUGGUAUAGAACUGUUGAACCCAAGACUAUUUUUUAUUGCCGAAGAUUCUUGCAAACCACGAAGAGACUCUCACAGAGCAGAAACCCACAACUGAAUAAGGCCCGUAUAUAUAUUUGUAAGCCUUGCGAUAUGAGCGAUAGCAUUACCAUAUAUGCAAUAGUUGUUAUGUAGAUUGUCCAAGGAACUUUUUUUUUUUUCUGGAAACCAUUUGAUGCUUUGAGUGUUCAAGAUUUUCCUUAAUGAUUUCACACAGCCAAAUUCUUGAAUCAGUUGAACUAACCUGUAUGUUACUGUUAUUAAUGUUUACUCUGCGGUCUGAACCUGGAGAUUACUGGAAUUGUUUUCCAAGAGGAAAUAAAUUCAGUUUACCAUUA